AAAAUAUUGGCAGGAGUGGAAGUAAGCAUUAACCAAUAACGAUACAUGCUGGUUACUCUGCGUAGCAGAGUUUGGGUUGAGUUAUCACUCCUAUAUAAGAGCAACAAGAAGAACCAUCCCUCAUAUACUUUCUCAUAUAAGGAGACAAAAUGUCUAAAGUUCGUAAUACAAAUAGUACUUUCAACGCAUACGGAAGAAGUGCACCUUCCGAUAGUUAUGUCGAUUAUAUUAUUUAUAGAAGAGAAAUGUUAGAUAGAUUGAAAAGAGAAUACGAAAGGAACCGAAAUCGUGAUAACGAUUCAAAUGAUACUGCUGGUUCUAAAGUUAUUGAAGUAGACAGUGUUGAAUUGUAUGCCAGACAAAACGCCGAAGUACACCACACUAAACGUUACGAAAUCCUGAAAGUUAAAACUCCUUCACCUGUUUUAAGACGUGGCAGCCCUUUCUUCUUAGCUAUCAGAUUCAGAAGACAGUACGAUUCUAACAGAGAUUUAAUCAAAUUGGAAUUUACUUUCGGUCCAAAACCUAAUUUGAGCAAAGGUACUUUAGUGCAACUCGUCUUCUCUAACAAAAAGGAAUUUACUAAAAGUUCUCAACAUUGGGAUGUUCGUUUACACGAACAGAAUGGAAACAACCUCUCUAUGCAAGUGCAAGUCCCUCCCAGCAUAAGUAUUGGCGUAUGGAGAUUAAAAAUUUUAACACAGGAUUUCGAAAGAACUAUUUCACCCGUCAGUUAUUUGUGCGAGGAAAAUAUUUACUUCCUUUUCAAUCCUUGGUGUCAAGAUGACCCAGUAUAUAUGGAAGAUGAAAACUUUAAAAAGGAAUAUGUAUUAAAUGACACUGGAAAGAUCUUCGUUGGUUCGCACUCUAAUCCAAGAGGAAGAAGAUGGAUUUAUGGACAGUUUACAGAUUCUGUAUUGCCAGCUUGCAUGUUUCUACUCGAAUUAACAAAUUUGGAUUAUACAGCAAGAUCAAACCCGAUAAAAGUCGUUCGUGCAGUUUCCGCCAUUGUUAAUAAUAAUGACGAUAACGGAGUAUUAAUCGGAAACUGGUCUGGUAAAUACGAAGACGGCACUGCACCGUGGAUGUGGACUGGAAGCGCCGCCAUCUUGGAAGAGUAUAUAAAAAGCAAAGGAAGGGCCGUACGAUACGGACAGUGUUGGGUAUUUGCUGGAGUUACAACAACUGUGUGUCGCGCUUUGGGUAUUCCAUGUCGAACUGUUACAAAUUAUGUUUCUGCCCACGAUUCUGACGAAACUAUGACUAUUGAUAAUUUUUAUGAGAAAAAUGGAGAAAAAAUAGAAACAAGUGAUUCAAUUUGGAAUUUCCACGUUUGGAAUGAUUGUUGGAUGGCAAGACCCGAUCUUCCAUCCGGUUAUGGAGGCUGGCAAGCUAUCGAUGCUACGCCACAAGAAAGAAGCGAAGGAGUUUAUCGUGCUGGCCCAUCUUCGCUCGUUGCCAUACGUCGUGGAGAAAUUGGCUAUAUGUUUGACACUCCAUUUAUAUUUUCUGAAGUAAAUGCUGAUAUUAUAAACUGGCAGAGAGAUGAAACUUCAGAUCUUGGUUGGAAAAAAAUGGCAAUUAAUAAAUAUCACGUUGGAAAGUUACUUGCGACAAAGUCAGUCGGAAUCGAUGAUACUCGAGGAGAUAAAGAUUUACAAAAUAUAACUGAUGAAUAUAAAAGAAAAGAAGGAACUAUCGAGGAAAGAAUGACCGUCAGAAAUGCUAUUAGAUGCGGAGGAUUAAAUUUCAUAUACGAUAUACCAUCCGUGGAGAAAGAAGACGUCAUUCUGGAUCUUCUCGACAUUGAACAAGUGAUGAUAGGUGAACCAUUUAUGGUAACAGUCACGCUGGAGAAUAAAAGUGAUGAGCAAAGAACAGUUUCGGCUGUUUUAUCGGCCAGUAGUGUUUACUACACCGGUAUAGUAGCCGCUAAAAUUAAGAGAGAAAAUGUCGAAUUUAUGCUGAAACCAAAACAAAAGGAAGUCCUCCAAAUAAAAGUAACUUCUGACGAAUACUACGAUAAGUUAGUAGAUUACUCUAUGAUAAAGAUAUAUGCCGUUGCAACAGUUAAGGAAACCAAACAAACAUGGUCUGAAGAGGAUGAUUUUCAAGUGAUCAAACCUUCUGUCGAUUUAGAAAUUGAAGGAACUCCAAAAGUAAACCAACAAUUCGGCUUGAAAAUGAGUUUUACAAAUCCCUUAGACAGAAAAUUGACUGAUUGCACAGUUUCUAUCGAAUGCCCAGGAGUUACCAUGUCCUAUCGUUUCGAUGUCAGAGACGUGAAACCCAAAGAAACAUUUGUUUAUCGCGAGCGCCUGAAACCCCAGACAGAAGGAAGCACCAAGCUGGCUUUGGUGUUUAAUUCGCGACAGUUGAACGAAUUAACUGGAUCUAUCGAAUUGGAUGUCGAAACUUAAACUGUUCACGUUUAUUAUAUUUAUAAAUCU
This is a messenger RNA of Centruroides sculpturatus (bark scorpion), 2450 nucleotides long. Its product is annotated as hemocyte protein-glutamine gamma-glutamyltransferase-like. Gene Ontology annotation, biological process: peptide cross-linking. The coding region runs from base 150 to 2420 and encodes 756 amino acids. Gene Ontology annotation, molecular function: protein-glutamine gamma-glutamyltransferase activity. The record is from RefSeq and is a predicted model, not a curated record. Lineage: Eukaryota; Metazoa; Arthropoda; Arachnida; Scorpiones; Buthidae. The transcript is spliced from 15 exons.